Molecule: messenger RNA, 978 nt
Organism: Heterobasidion irregulare TC 32-1
Lineage: Eukaryota; Fungi; Basidiomycota; Agaricomycetes; Russulales; Bondarzewiaceae
Exons: 6
Coding region: 1-978 (325 amino acids)
Biological process (GO): sphingolipid biosynthetic process
Cellular component (GO): endoplasmic reticulum membrane
Molecular function (GO): 3-dehydrosphinganine reductase activity
Source: RefSeq, a predicted model, not a curated record
AUGUUUUGGAGAUCUGACGGGUGGGUCGCUGAUGGCAAGCAUGUGUACAUCACGGGUGGCAGCUCUGGCCUCGGCCUGGCCUUAGCAAAAGCCCUAACAGCUCAGGGUGCCCACGUCUCCAUCAUUGCCCGCAACAAGAACAAGCUGGCCGAUGCGCUGGCCGACAUCGAGAAACUUCGCACAUCCCCCUCUCAGAUCCUGCAGUCCUUCUCGCACUCGCUCUCGACCCCAGACGGAUCCCGCGCUGCGCUCCAUGACGCCAUCUCGACUCAUGGCGGUCUCGCACCCGAUGCGGUGUUCCUCUGCGCCGGAUCGUCGACGCCGAAGUUCUUUCUGGAGUAUACGGAUGCGGAGCUGAAGGAGGGGAUGGAAACCUCUUAUUGGGCUCAAGUAUGGACAGCACGCGCCGUCACAAAACUUAUGGUGCAGCAAUCCCGCACAGGCAAACUCGUCUUCAUCUCCUCGACACUAGGCCUAAUGACGCUCCCCGGCUACGGCUCCUACGUCCCCGCGAAACAUGCUCUGCGCGGCCUCGCCGACAUGCUAUCCGUCGAGCUCAUGCUCUACGACAUCGACGUCCACAUCUACUUCCCGCCCACCAUGUACACGCCCGGCUACGAGGUCGAAAACCUGACCAAGCCACGGCUGACUCUCGAUUUCGAAGCCGACGACACGCCGCUCACGCCAGAAGAGGCUGCGCGUAUUCUGUUAAAAGGUGUCAAGAACGGCCAGUUCCAGAUCACGGGUAACUUCAUCACGGAGUUGUUCCGCGCGUCGAGCCGCGGAGCAGCCCCCCGGCGGAACUGGCUCCUCGACGCCCUGUUCGACUUUAUUGCCUUCAUCGCGGUACCUUUCUGGAUAAUGCUCGUGGGCAGAAAAGUCCGCGGGCACCGCGCGGAACAUCUACGGUGGCUUCGAGAGAGAUCAAUCCUCGAGGCGUCUAGUACUAUUCAAGAAGAUUCAUCUUCGACGUCAUAA